UGUUGCCGCUGAUUGGCUGCUCGCCUGCUGCGGCUCCUCGGAGCAGACGGACAAACAUGGACGUCACAUGUGAGAGAAUGACCUGAUCAUGGUCCGUAGAGCCCGCCGCGGGAACAACCAGCACCGACACACAGUGGAGGAUCGACAGGAGGCAUGACAGAGGAGAAAUGUCCCCAGCUGGUGGACUACUUUGUAGUGGCUGGCCUGGACCCCGCGGGGCCAUGGAGGCCCCUGGACGAGGAUGGGAAAUCCGCCGCCGCCUCCUCGACGACGUCCUCGUCUUCGUCCUCGACGGGCCGGGCGGUGGAGCCCGUGACGGACCUGGUGGUGAUCGCCCGAGGGCUCGGGGAGGACGUUCCCGAGGGCUUCACCUGCAUCGAGAAGACGCUGGGCGGACACUCGGCCGAGCUGAGCGCCGGCCUCAUCAACAACCCGCACCUGUACCUGUGUUACCGCCGAGGGCGGGACAAGCCGCCCAUCCUGGACCUGGGGGUUCUGUACGAGGGGAAGGAGCAGCUGAAGCAGGGCUGGUACGUUAUUGAAACCACGCCGUACAGCCGCUCAGCGAGCCUGAGCGCGGGCGGCGCCCCCACGGCUCAUCGGGUCUUCCUGACGUACCGCCGGGCUCUGGACUCGCAGGGCCUCCACACGCUGGGCGUCACCGACAUCGCCCUGCUGCUGCCCAGCAAGGGCGAGGUGGCGCCGCACACCUUCUGCAGAGUCGACAAGAACCUGAACACGGGCAUGUGGGGUCCAGCACUGCACGUGUGCUACAAGAGAGCCGUGGCUACAGCCAACGCCCUGGUGUUCGAGGCCGAUCUGAUCAGCCGGUACCCGGAGGAGGACCUGGACUUGUUUCCUCUGCCCGAGUCGGUGCCGGUCUUCUGCCUGCCGAUGGGCGUCACCGUGGAGAGCUGGCCUCAGAACACCAAGUACCAGCUGCCCGUCUUCUCCACCUUCGUCCUCACCUCCGCCUCCGGGGACAAGGUUUACGGCGCCGCCAUCCAGUUUUACGAGUCGUUCUGCAGAGAGCUGCUGUCGGAGCGGCAGAGCAUCCGCCUCGGUCUGCUGAGCGUCGUCGACCGGCGGCCCAUCACCAACCGCAGCCUGCAGGUGAAGAAGAGCAUCUGCGUCCUCUCUCACUGGCCCUUCUUCACCGUCUUCCAGAAGUUCCUCACCUUCGUCUACAGAUACUCCAUCUCCGGGCCCCACGUGCUGCCGAUCGAGAAACACAUCUCCAGCUUCAUGCACAACGUCCCGUUUCCUUCCCCUCAGCGUCCUCGAAUCCUCGUUCAGCUCUCACCGUACGACAACCUGCUGCUCUGCCAGCCUGUCUCCUCGCCGCUCCCGCUCAGCGGCGCGAGCUUCCUGAAGCUGCUGCAGAACCUCGGCCCAGAAAACGCCUGCACGCUGCUGCUCGCCGUCCUCACCGAACACAAGCUGCUGCUGCACUCGCUCCGACCCGACGUCCUCACCUCCGUCAGCGAGGCCCUCGUCUCCAUGACGUUCCCGCUCCGCUGGCUCUGUCCCUACAUCCCUCUGUGCCCGCUGCAGAUGGCAGACGUGUUGCUGGCACCGAUGCCCUUCAUCGUGGGCGUCCACUCCAGCUACUUCGACCUGCACGACCCCCCCACCGAUGUGGUGUGUGUCGACCUGGACGCCAACACCAUCUUCCAGUCAGAUGACAAGAAGCCACUGUCAUGGCGUUCGUUACCCAGGAAACACGGCAAGAUGCUGUUCAACGUCCUCACCAACCUCCACAAGACGCUGGAGAAGAUUUGCACUCCCGGCCAGGAGGAGGCGACGCUGGAGUUCCUGCUGACCGACUACGACCAGAUCUACAGGCGUCAGAAGCAGCUGGAGCUGGAGAUCCAGGAGGCCUUCCUGCGCUUCAUGAGCUGCCUGCUGCGAGGGUACAGAGCCUUCCUGCUGCCCAUCACGCAGGCGCCGUCCGACACCACCACCGACUGCAGCUCCCUGUUCAAUCUGCAGGGUUUCCUGAAGUCUCGGGAUCGAACGCAGCAGAAGUUUUACACCCAGCUGACCAAGACGCAGAUGUUCACCCAGUUCAUUGAGGAGUGCUCGUUCGUCAGCGACCGCCACGCCUGCCUCGAGUUCUUCGACGAGUGCGUGCAGAAGGUCAGAGCGGCGAUGCUUUCUCGCGUUGCUUGGCUAGCACGAAGCAAAGGUUUUGAUUGGUGUUCUCUGGCUGAGCAGGUGGACGUGGAGAAGCCAGAGGAGGUGAGGCUGAUCGAUCUGGACGAGACGCACAGCGGCGAGCACACCGUCUUCAUCAUGCCUCCCGAGGAACCGCAGGAACCUGAUGGGUCUGAGUGCCCCGCCCUCUACAGUUAUGAGACCUUCCCCACCCUCAAACUAGAGCUCUUCGACCAACCCCAGGACCAACUCCGCGUCCCAGCCAAGGGCAGCGCCCCCAGUAGCCCCGCCCCCCGCCGCACCAAACAGGAGAUCAAGUUGGCUCAGAAGCGGGCCCAGAAGUACUCAGCAGUGCCGGACAUGUGGUCCAAGUGUCUGCUGGGUCACUGCUACGGCCUCUGGUUCAUCUACCUGCCCACCUUCGUCCGUGCAGAGACCGCCAAGGUCCGCGCCCUGCACACAGCCUACGACGUCCUCAAACACAUGGAGAACCGCAAGGUGGUGCUGCCGGACGAGGUGUGUUACCGGAUCCUGAUGCAGCUGUGUGGUCAGUUUGGGCAGCCAGUCCUCGCCGUCCGAGUCCUGCUGGAGAUGAAGAAGGCGGGAAUCACACCGAACACCAUCACCUACGGAUACUACAACAAGGCGGUGCUGGAGAGCAAGUGGCCGUCGACCAAUCAGGGCGGGCGUCUCCGCUGGGCCAAGCUGAGGAACGUCCUGCUGGCUGUGGCCCAGUUCAGACAGCCAAUCAAACGGCGGCAGAAGAGCGGCUCCGUGGGUUCGCGAGGAGAAACGGCGGCGGAGUUUGACCGAAGGCCCCGCCCCCACUCCACUCUGAUUCGUCAGUCUAGUUGGAGCGGUCUGAGUGAAAGCUCGAGUCACGAGUCUCUGACUGGCCCGCUGGUGAAGAGCAACAGUCUGAGCAGCAUGAAGAUGGCGAGCGACAAGGUCAAACCGGGUAAGAAGUCCGUCCUCCGUGAGGCAGGGGCCAAUGGCUGCGCAGACGCCGUCUCCCGUAAACCCCCGCUGGGACGGCGGGACACCUCCACGCCGCCUCCAGCGCCCUCUGGUGGAGUUCUGGUUCAGCGGAGUCAGGUCUGCCUCUCCAGCUUCUACAAAGAGUGCGUGGAGUUGGCCGACUCGGAGCUGGACUUCAGCUGCCAGCCCGCUGAGGCAGACAGACGACCUGCGGACGCGCAGGGCUCGGCCGGCAGGAGCAAAGCUGUAGAUGAGAACUACAACAACGUCUCCUCCCCGAGCCGAGGACUGGCGGGCAAACUGCAGCAACUCCUCACGCCGACCAAACACCGAGUGUCCGUGCGACGAGCCGCCAGCGUGGGCGACCGGCGCCCGGGAGGAGGGGGAGGAGCGGGAGGAGGAGGAGGAGUGAUUGGACGAAGAGUGUCGGACCAGAGGCCGUCUAGGAAAGGUCAAGUGGCCGAAAGUCUCCUGAAAGCAAAGGAGAAGCUGGUCAACGCCACAUCAGAGAGCUCGCUGUCUGUAGGAAGCGACCUCGACUUGAUGGAUGUGCCGAGUCCCGCGUAUCCUCUACGCCGGUCCUGGGACGCCAAUCAGGAGGGGGUGGGAAUAGAGGUGUUGAUGUCCAGCUGCUCGCUUUGUCGUAGCUGCAACUCGCUGGUUUACGACGAGGAGAUCAUGGCGGGCUGGACAUCGGACGACUCCAACCUGAACUCCUCCUGUCCGUUCUGCGGCUCCUCCUUUGUUCCCUUCCUGAACGCCGAGAUCUGUGACCUUGGACCCGUCAGCAGUGCGGACCGCUGCAACUGGAACCUGGAGGACGAGGUGGAGAGUGCCGUGAGACCCCCCAGUGGUCACGAGGCGUCCCUGCGACCCCAGUGUAACGGGCUGAGCGAGGACUCCAGCUCCGAGACCAGCAGCUACUCCGAGACCAGCAGGACCACCACGGGUUCGUCAGUGGGCGGAGUUCCCCAGGUGACCGUGGCCUACCUGAGCCCUCUGGUUCUGAGGAAGGAGCUGGAGAGUCUGCUGGAGAACGAAGGCGAGGCGGUCCUGGCCCAGCCUCAGUUCCUGGACAACCACUCCAUCAUCUUCUGGAACCUGGUGUGGUACUUCCAGCGCCUCGGCCUGCCCAACAACCUGCUGCAGCUGGUCCGAGCCUCACCGCUGGUCAGCCAGUUCACACAGUCGGAGAACUCGGCAGUGAGAGUGAGACUCCUGUGGGACACCCUGACCCCCGACACAGACCAGUGGCCCCCCCUCUACGUCCUCUGGAGGAUCCACAGUGGCGUCCUGAUGAGAAGCUACAGCUGGCGGAGGCACAACCACCCGUUCACCCUGUCCUUCCUGGAGGAGGUGCUACGGUGGGUGGGCAUGAACGAGGUGCACAAGGCCGUCACGCUCUUCCUGGACACGCUGGCCAAACAGCCGGGAACCCCCAGGAUCCAGAGGAGUCUGUACAGAGAGUUCCUCUUCCUCACGCUGGCAGCUAUGGGCAAAGAUCACGUCGCGGCGUUCGAUAAGAAGUACAAGGCGGCGUACUCUCGACUCAGCGGUACUCUGGGUCGGGAGGAGCUGCGGAAGAAGCGAGCACAGCCUCCCAGCCCGAAGGCCAUCGACUGCAGACGCAGCUUCCACCCGCCUCUCGAAUGCUGAAACGGGUCCUGGUGACUUCCCGCUCGUUCAUCCCUGUGAAGGGAAAACGGCGAGCCUUCGGAUCCCCGCUGCCUUCACCUGCUCGUGUUCUUCACCUCUCUGCUGCCUCCAGGUGGAGGUCGGAGUGUCGCGCUCCUUCCUGUCCUGUCCUUCUUUUGCCUCAUCGGUGUGAAUCCAGACGCUCUACGGCUCCAUCAACGAUCCUGAAAGUAGAUCCGGCAGCAGGAGACAAAAGGAACGCACUUCUCUCAGCAGCAUUCUGAGCCGUGAUUGGUGCAGCGUCGAAGGCGAGGGCUCGUUAGAAGCUCGGGCUGGGCUGCCUGAUUUAAAGAUGCACUGCAUGGUCACGGGCGAGCCUCACGGUUUGUUUUUAAAGCGUGGUCGAGAAGGACGUUUUUUAUUAGUGUUUUUGCACGACUCAUGGUGCUGGGAGUCUUCCAGAAGAUGGUCAUCCCGUCACAAUGAAGCUGCAGUUUGAGUCUUUCCAUGUGACCACAGAGGCCAAAGUGAGGACACAGGAAAUGGCAAAAAACCCCAAACCUCUCAGAUCCUCCAGUCACCGCUGGAUUCCCUCUGUAGCUUUGUGGUGCUGGUGCACAUCAGCGAAGCCGACCCAGAGAAGUGCGACUGAAGCAGGUGACCUGACACGAGCUUCCACGGAGGCGGAGCGAAAGUCUCGGAGAGCGAGUUAGCAAACUAAGUACAACAGCGGUCACCUGUAAAACCCGACCAGCGACAAAGAUCACCGAUCAUAAAGAGUAGAAUAACCUCCCACACUCAUCCACCGCCCGCUGCCUGACCUCCACGAUGAAGCUUGAACUAUUUCCUGUUAGAAUCCAGAUGGCAGUACAGGAAGUUCCCCUCAUCAUCUCUGUUUGGACCUGGAGACUCACCUGGAGGCCCGACGCACUCAUUCGGGAAGUGCUGUGUGAUGUGAAAUCUGUAUUAUAACAAAGUGUAGAUAUUUAUGGCUCUAAUAAAGCAGAGGGUGUAAUAAACAGGUUGUGUUUCAGCGGCAGAAUGCAGAGCAGAGCUUUUUGAUGGAGCUCAGCGACUCAGCAUUAAGGCUGAAGAGGAAAGAGGAGGGAUUUAAUGCUCGAAAGCUUCGCUGGUUUCAGCUCAGAGCGUCUGGUUUGGGACGAGCGAGGUCAGAGUUAAUAAACGAUCCAAUUUACAGACAAGUUCCCCUUGAAGGCGUCGCCUUCUCCUUCCUGUCUGCCCCGCGAGCACCAGCAGCUACCCUAGACAGGUCAGGCCUGACCGAGGAAUCCGCAGAUCCAGAUGAUUAGAAUCCUGAAUCGCUCCGUCACGUCUCUGAUGGUCUUCAAGUUGUACCAGGAGCAUUUAGCCUGCAUGGGGUCUUUUAUCUUGAAAUGUGGCUUGUUUCUGACUUCCUGUUCUCCUUGUCUGCUCUGAGUAGCUUGGUGUGGUUUCUGUCAAAAAUAGCACCCCUGCUUAUUUUGAGCAGCAGGAGUCAGGAGUGUCGCAUCACUGUGGCCACAGCGUUCUGAGUAAGACACCUGACCUGAUCUGAGAGCUCAUUGGUUGUUCAGAUAAGCAGUGGGUGGAGCCUCUGCAGAUCUUUUGUUUGGUUUUUUAAAUAUUAAAAACCAAAAAACUUCACAUUUCCUUUUGAGGCCAUGAUCGCUGCACGGCUGAUGUUUUUGUUGGGUUGUGUGUGAUUGUCCUGAACCAGAUGCUCAGCGGUGCAAUGGAGCAUGCUCAGUUUGUGACCUGAUGCACAUUCAUGUCUGGUCUGUCAGCUGACCCACAAAGCUAACAGUUUGCUCUAGGGCGUCUCAGCAGCAGCAGGAAUCAAACCGGCGACUUCUCGCCCUCUGUUGAAACCUGGUGGAGGUCAUGUGGGACCUUCUGUUAUUUCCAGCUUCAUAUUUUUAGUGUCAUGGAGCGGCUUUGCAUGAUUCACAGUUCAAAAUAAUCCUCCUGUGUCAGGGCUCAGCCCCUCAAUCACCCUCUGCUUUGGCUACUGUCUCUUAAGAUGCCACCUUUCCUCUGAUUGGACAGCUUGCAGAAGCACGCGGAGGGGCAGAUGGCUGAAUAAAUGUGAGUUUCUGGUUUACGGGGGCGCACUGUAACGUGUUAUGAGACUAAAGCACGCUCACGCUGACAACUGCUUCAUCAGUGAAAUUGUACCUGCUGCAGCCGAGCGCCCCGGAGCCAGGCGUGAACUUCAAACUGUGGUUAAACUCGUUUGACAUGAUGAGUCUUUAACCAGCCAGCUGACCGCCUGUGGUUAGAGCCGGCUCAGGCGGGCGUAUUUAAACUGAUAUUGUGUUUGCUGUUGUAAUUUAUAAAUGCUCGUGAUUUCAGUUGUAAAUGUUUUUUUAAGAAAACAAAUAAAAGUGAGCAGAG
This is a messenger RNA of Pelmatolapia mariae (spotted tilapia), 7164 nucleotides long. Its product is annotated as DENN domain-containing protein 4B-like. NCBI's taxonomy places the organism in Eukaryota, Metazoa, Chordata, Actinopteri, Cichliformes, Cichlidae. The record is from RefSeq and is a predicted model, not a curated record. The transcript is spliced from 28 exons. Gene Ontology annotation, molecular function: protein binding. The coding region runs from base 154 to 4791 and encodes 1545 amino acids. Gene Ontology annotation, cellular component: cytoplasmic vesicle. Gene Ontology annotation, biological process: regulation of Rab protein signal transduction.